Messenger RNA from Mercurialis annua (annual mercury), 1871 nucleotides. RefSeq names its product protein NRT1/ PTR FAMILY 1.2-like. The coding region runs from base 79 to 1800 and encodes 573 amino acids. Lineage: Eukaryota; Viridiplantae; Streptophyta; Magnoliopsida; Malpighiales; Euphorbiaceae. The transcript is spliced from 4 exons. Gene Ontology annotation, biological process: transmembrane transport. Gene Ontology annotation, molecular function: transmembrane transporter activity. The record is from RefSeq and is a predicted model, not a curated record. Gene Ontology annotation, cellular component: plasma membrane.
UCACAUAAAUGAAUCCGCCUCUUGAAUUACCCACUAUCUCUCUAUCAAAAAACCGUCAGAAUAUAGAGUUAAUAGAAAAUGGAAAGCGAUCAAACAGAAACCAGUGAUCAGAAUAUGAUUACAGAGCCACUUCUUUUGAGCAAUUCUAAUGGCGGAUUCAGAACCUUGCCCUUCAUCGUAGCAAAUAUGGCAUUUGAGAGAGUGGCGAGCUAUGGGCUAUUGCCAAACAUGAUUCUGUAUUUGACGAGAGAGUAUAGAAUUGAGGUUUCUAAAGGAGCCAACAUACUGUUUUUCUGGUCGGCGACCACCAAUUUCAUGCCCAUUCUCGGAGCUUUUCUUGCCGAUUCUUACGUCGGCCGAUUUUGGAUGAUUUCUUUUGGAUCACUGGCUACUCUUCUGGGAACAAUUCUGUUAUGGUUGACAACAAUGAUUCCACAAGCAAGACCGCCACAUUGCGGUCAAUACAGCGACGAUUGCCAAUCCGCGACUACAUCACAGUUUCUACUUUUAUAUUCAUCAUUCGGUCUUCUCUCCAUAGGAGCCGGUGGCAUUAGGUCUUCGUCUUUAGCCUUCGGUGCUGAUCAAUUAGGCAUGGGAAAUCACGACCUGAAAAAUGCAGGAAUAUUAGAGAGCUUCAUUAGCUGGUACUAUGUUUUCGUGUCGUUUUCAGCAGUAAUUGCAAUCACUUUUAUUGUUUAUAUUCAAGAUGAGCUGGGCUGGAAAGUAGGAUUUGGAAUUCCUGUAGUGCUGAUGACCAUUUCUGCAAUUUCUUUCUUCUUGGCUUCUCCAAUUUAUGUCAAGUCUAGACCUGAGGCUAGCUUGUUUACCAAGUUUGCUCAAGUUUUUGCUGCAGCUUAUAAAAACAGAGGAGUUUUGUUGUCGUCUCGAGCUACUGACGAAGAGUAUUUUAGUAGAAAGGGUGCGUCUCUUCUGGCUCCAAGUCAUAAAUUAAGGUUUUUGAACAAAGCAUGCAUCAUCGAAAAUCCUGAAGAAGACUUGACCCCAGAUGGAAGAGCAUCAGAUCCAUGGAAACUCUGUACAGUGGAUCAAGUAGAAGAGUUGAAGGCACUCAUCAAAAUCAUCCCAUUAUGGUCAUCAGGAAUGAUAAUGUCUAUAAAUCUAGCUCAAAGCUCUUUCCCCGUUCUCCAAGCAUCCACAAUGGAUCGACACAUUACUUCAAAUUUCGAAAUUCCUGCGGGAUCCUUCAGCGUUUUUAUGGUUAUAUCUCUAGCAAUAUGGGUUACUCUCUACGACCGCUUGAUUAUCCCGCUAGCAUCAAAACUAAAGGGCAAGCCUAUUCGUCUCAGCUUGAAGAAAAGAAUGGGAAUUGGGAUUCUUUUAUCAUCGUCGUCAAUGGCAGCUUUCGCGAUCAUAGAAAAAAACCGGAGAGAAAAAGCGAUCAAACAAGGAUUUUCAGACGACCCGGAUGCAAUUGUGGAUAUGUCCGCAAUGUGGCUAUUGCCAUAUCAUGUUCUAGGUGGAUUAGCAGAGGCAUUCAAUGCAAUCGGACAGAAUGAAUUUUACUACACUGAGCUGCCUAGAAGUAUGGCAAGUAUUGCUUCUACUCUUUUUGACAUGGGAAUGUCUAUUGCAAACUUGAUAGCAAGUUUGUUAAUGAGUAGUAUUAAUAAUUUGAGUAAAAGAGAAGGAGAAGAGAGUUGGGUUUCAAGUAACAUUAAUAAGGGUCAUUAUGAUUAUUAUUAUUGGCUUCUUGCUUGUUUGAGUUUGCUUAACUUUGUAUAUUUUGUUGCUUGUAGCAAGGGUUAUGGUCCUUAUAGAAGAGAAUGGGUUACUAGCUAAUUGAUAAAGUUUAUAAUGAUGUGAAAAUGUAUGUUACAAAUUUAAUCGAAAAGAAGUUAGAUUAGAUAUGA